Coregonus clupeaformis (lake whitefish) is the source of this 3131-nucleotide messenger RNA. RefSeq names its product transcription factor 19-like. Gene Ontology annotation, molecular function: protein binding. Gene Ontology annotation, cellular component: nucleus. NCBI's taxonomy places the organism in Eukaryota, Metazoa, Chordata, Actinopteri, Salmoniformes, Salmonidae. Bases 522 to 2057 code for a protein of 511 amino acids. The transcript has 4 exons. The record is from RefSeq and is a predicted model, not a curated record. Gene Ontology annotation, biological process: regulation of gene expression.
AGAACGCGAAAACCUCUGUUCAGCAAACAACGUUUAAAUUGGACAUACGUCCAAAGUUAUCAAAAUACUAAAGUAUAUAGACAGUUUUAAACAAUCGGCAGCGUUAGCAUCAUAGUUAGGCAGUGGAUAAGAAUUCAAGUGCACCAGAUUCGAACCACUUUUGUGGAGAUUGAACCACCUCAAGCUGCCAGUUCUAGCGCCCAUCCUUUUAGUGUAAAUUUAUGAAUUAGUUAGCUUAGUCAACUGUACACAUUAGUAUUACAACUGAUAUUUAGGUGACAUUACUCAGCAAAUAACCGUGCAGGUUAGAGAUUGUAUACAACAUAUUUUUUACGUUUUACUGUUAAAACGAGUUUUAAUGUUUACUCCGUUCAAAUUCAUUCAACACCACAUACUAAGAACCAAGCUUUUACUAGCAUUACAGACAGCUUUUUAUCACAUUCACUGACUUAAGUGCUAUUUAAGCUCAAUGUAAGAAAGUAGCUGUCACUGACUGUGGUGGGCAUCGGUGAGUCGUGGCCAUGCUGUCCGGAGUCCAGCCGUGUUUCCAGCUGCUGAGAAUUGGCUCGUCCUCUACAGAUUCGGCCCGGGACCUGUACACGUUCCGGCCGGCGCUGACCCACUCAGUGUUCCGGCUGGGCCGUGCGGAAGAGCUGUGUGAUGUCACACUGGACUCGAUGUCUGUGUCCCGGAUCCAUGCUGAGCUGCAUGCUGAGAGGGAGGCGGAGGGAGCGGCUGAGGGGGGCUGGAAGGUGCAGAUAAACGACCGGAGCAGCCAUGGUACCUGGGUGAAUGAGGUCCGUCUGCAGCCAGGUGUCCAAUGGAAGCUCACAGAUGGUGACACACUCACCUUCGGCGGCCAAUCAGAGAGAGGGAGCCCAGAGUUCUACUUCCUCUUCCAGAAGGUUAGCGUGCGACCGUUGGACUUCGACGCCAUCACCAUCCCCAAGGCCGGCACCUUCUCCUCCGACCUGAAGAACCGGAUCAGAACGAGCCUGGACCGCAAGGUGGUGGCCAACUUGGAUCUCUCCACAUUGUCCAUCAAUAGGGCGACUGUCAUUCUGAAUUCCAUCGGAAGCCUGAGCAAGAUGAAUGGGACUCCUUGGACAUUUAAAAGGAGUGACGGCAAUAUCACAGACACAAGCUCCACCUCCCUGCCCCUUACAUCCUUGGUCCCGCCCGCCACCCCUCCUCCCUUUCCACCCACUACCUAUGUGGCCUUAUCCAAGUCACUCCCGCCCUCAUCCAAGAGCAGGCGCAAGUCAGCCCACACUGUCCUUCUGGAGGAUGACAGCUCGGACGAGGCCAGGAACCAGCGAGAAGUGAAGGACGGACCUAGAGGGACGAAGAGAAGGCGCCUCUAUAAGUCUGAGUCUGAGGGUUUCCACGCUCAUUUACCCAAAACGAACCAGGAUGUACGACGCCAGUUCGAACUGAAACAUGUGCCUGUGCCCAAACCGAUCGCAAACUGUCACACCAUCGUCGCUAACGGCAAACUCAACCAUGUAUCCUUCAACAUCAAUCAGAGGUGGGAGAUCGACCCAAACAAUCAAAGGACUGUCCCAAAUAUGAACGUCUCUGUGUUUCGCCAGCAGAAGGUUUUUUCGCCGCCAUCCUCUGGGCGGGGAAGGCGACAGGCUCACAGCUCCCCAGUGUACUCCCCUAUGGUGGUGGGAGGAGAGAGCUACACCCUGGCGUCCCCGUCCCUGAGGAUCUGCAAAGAGGAGAGUGGGCGGGCAGGGCAGUUUGGCAGAUUUCACAUCACCUCUGGCAAGCGGCGGGGCAGACCAAGGAAGCACCCUCCUCCGCGGCCCUCCCUUCCCCCUCCGUCCUCUUCCUCAUCUUCCUCCUCGUCCUCCUCAGAAGACGAAGUGGAGGGAGUGUCCCAGGGGGUGGAGCCGUGUGCCGCGCCUCGCUGCCGCCUGCCCCAGCAGGACACGGUGCAGUGGGUCCAGUGUGACGACUGCGACGCCUGGUACCACCUGGACUGCCUGCACUGCGAACGCAAGAACCUCCUGCUGGACCCCAACGCAGACUUCCACUGUGGCUGCCGCUGAUACAUCAGGAGUGGAUCACAGCCCCCUACACUAGAGCACACUUAAUGCCUUAAUCAUACCGCAAUGAAUUUGAGGCUUGUUUAUGUGAGAGGGAAAAAAAGACCUUGAUUGUUGUGUAAUGUGGAUUGUAUGAUGAAAAUAGACGUUGUACAGUGUUCGUGGAGGUCUUUAGUUGUGACUGAGGCUCGUACGGACAGUAGGGCUGGUCUCAUGUAUGUAAUAAUUAGAGGCCUCCCUAAACUGACAUUUUUCGAAGUGUUCAUCCAAGCUCGCUCUAAUGUUGAGCAAUGAUAUGAGGAAUACAGUGAAAGCUAGAACUUGGGUUAGCAGUAGUAACCCUGGGGACUGAUAUGAACUGUGUUGAACUAUUUUUAGCUACAAAGGCUACUCUGGUGUCCAGUACAAGUCUCGAAACAAGUAGACAUAGUGACAGACUGCAGGUUUUUAACUUAGUGUACGAAGUAUUUCCAUAUUGCAUUGUGAAUAACCCUGCUGUUGAUUGGGGCUAAUGAAGGGGGUAUUGAAGAAUUCACCAAAUUCAUAUCUGCAGUAACACAAUAUGCAUUGCAAUACUCUCAUAAUCACACAAUACGAAUAAUCGAGCAAGGAUAUGCUUCGCUUGGUUCUAUCCUGUUCAGUAAAGAUGUUUACGCAAAAAAGAUGAGCAUGGGUUUUCUGCGUUCACACUCUUUCGUUUUAUUCGAAUUAACAUAAGCUGUCUGACUUUGAUUUAUGUAUCUAACAAUGUCUGCAUAUCUGUCCAUAACACAAAUAGAUUUAAGUCCAGCUGUAGAGCAGGGAUGGCCAACCCUCCUCCUGAUGAGCUACCCUCCUGCAGGGUUUUGUUCCAGCCCUACUAUAACUCACCAGUUGCUCCUCAGGACCUUGAUUGGCUGAACCAAGUGUGAUAUAGUACGGCUGGAGUAAAAGCCUGCUCUCCAGGAGGAUGGAUUGCUACACCUGAUGUAUGAUCACAAAAUAUUUCACACUCUUCACUUUAAUGAUUAUAAGAUCAGCUCGCUAUGUUUCUCUUCAAGGUUAUCAGGGAAGAAAUAAAAGGUAUUUCAAAUUGUA